AUGCCCCGGCCACCGCCAGACCCCUUGAUGCACCAACCGGGCCAUUUGGGCGGGAAAGCGAUCCCGUAUAUCGAUAGCAACACGCGGGCGACCGCUAUUCACGCACAAUCCCCGUCAGAUCCCGUCUUGACGGCCUUUGCCCAGUUGGGCGCCUUGCGAUUAAAUGUCCAACGAGUGUUGAUCUCCCUGUUCGGCCCCAAGGAACAACACAUCCUGACUGAAUCAACCCGAACCCUGAGUCUGCAGGAUGACCAUGAUCACAGCUCUCGCGAUGGGCUCUGGAUUGGGAACUGUAUGAUGUCGUAUGAUCGCAGCUUCUGCAAAUCCCUCUUGAACCCCACGACAUCCACGCAAACACCCAACGACCAAGUGUUGCUGGUGCCCGACCUCGCCCAGGAUGCGGAAUUCGAGAAUCACCCGGAUGUGACGGGCUACCCACACGCGCGCUUUUUGGCAUGCAGUCCCAUCAUCAGCCCGAAGGGCAUUGUGAUUGGAGCCUAUACCGUGCUGGACGACAAGCCCCAUCCGGCCCUAGACCCCGGCAUGGUGAAAUUCUUGUCGGAUAUGGCUACGACGGUGAUGAAUUAUUUGGACACGGCGCGAUCCAAAAUCCAGCACCUUCGAGCGGAGCGAAUGAUUGUGGGAAUUGGGAGCUUUCUCGAAGGGAAAGGCAGCCUGCGGAACUCGUGGCUGAAAGCCACGGGAACACUCGACACCGCAGACGCCUACAAUGAGGAUCUAGAGGGACACAUCGACGAGACGCAGCAAGACAGACAAAGUGCGGAGCAGCAUGCCGCUCAGGCUACCCGAGGACUUGGUCCAUCGAGCCACCUGCCGAUGCGUUUGCACCAAACAGGGUUAAAAAAUCACAGACCAAAGUCCGCCACAAAUUACCGUUCUCGGAAACCCAUGCACUCUCUCACCGAAACGAGGGUUCCAGUCAGCAUGGAGCACACCGAGAGUCCGCCGUCAAAGGAUGGCCAUAGGGCCCAGGUGGAGGAAGCCUUCUCGCGCGGAGCUAACAUCAUUCGGGAAAGUAUCGAAGUGGAGGCAGUCGUAUUCUUCGACGCUAAUUUCGGCUCUCGAGGCGCUUUUGUUGCCGACGAACGGUCCGAUCAGGAAAGUAGCGGCCGAGACAGUCAUUCCUCGACUUCAGGGGAUGAAGGCAAAGUCCGGUGUGCCACUACUACCCAGGAAUGCCACUACAGCACCGCCAACGCAGAGGACUCGGGGAAGGAUACGUUGCGCCCCUGCGAAAUACUUGGAUUUGCAACUUCGAGCCAAACUAGCGUCAAUGACCAGUUGACGGGCGAUAAGAAAAUCGCCAUAUCAGAGCCAUUCCUCGCAGACCUCUUGCUCCGAUAUCCUCAAGGGAAAAUUUUUAACUACUUCGAAGAUGGAUCUAUCUCGGCAAGUGAUACCAGUGACAGCAAUUUCAAAGAUUUCCGGCAGAAUGGCACCACCAGCAGCCCCGGCAAGCGAGGCAAGAGGUAUAAACGAACGCGGAAAGCGAUUCUGCGCCAAGACGCAGAGACGCUUCUACAGCUCGCUCCCGAUGCCCGAAGCAUCAUUUUUACGCCACUGUGGGAUUCACACAAAGGCAGAUGGUACUCGGCAAGCGUUGCGUGGACUCGAUCCUGCCAUCGUGUUUUCACGGCCGACGAUGAAUUAUCGUUCAUGUUUGCGCUCGGGAAUAGUAUCAUGGCGGAAGUACAUCGGCUGGGUGCGUUGUUUGCGGAGCAAGCCAAGUCGAGCUUGCUAGCAGGACUCAGCCAUGAACUUCGCUCACCCCUCCAUGGGAUCUUCGGUAUGGCAGACCUCCUUAAUUUUAGUGUCAUGAACACCCUUCAGCGAGGAUUUGUCCAUACAAUCUCGUCCUGUGCAUUCACACUCCUGGGCUCAAUCAAUCAGCUUUUGGAGUAUGCGAGCAUCAACGAUCUUCGAGCCACCUCAGCCUCGGCUCAACUCUCUGGUGACCUCACACAGGAGAGCCUAGUUCAUGCGGACGAGAAUGUGCACUCUGGGCAAAUCCACGAGAACUCCCAUGUUCAACUUGAUGUAAUCAUGGAAGACGUCAUGGAAACCGUCUUUGCAGGCUACUCAUUCUCUAAUGGCCUGCAAGAUCCGCUCGAGGCCGUCCAUAACGGCUCAUUCUUUAGGCCGGGUCCGUUUGACACUCCGGACGGAGUCCAGGUCAUUCUUGACAUCGACAGCGCUUCAGAUUGGAACUUUUCGACCCGGCUGGGAGCCUGGCACGUGGUCUUGACCAAUAUUGUUGGAAAUGCCUUGAAGUUCACUCGACGUGGAUAUAUCCACGUCUCUCUCAAUGCAACCCCGGUGACGUUGGCAGAUGAUGGUGAGGUCAUUAGGUCGCAGGUCACGGUGACUGUUCGAGAUUCCGGGUGCGGUAUCAGUCCCGAAUUUCUACAGAACGAGCUUUUCCUUGCCUUUUCGCAGGAAGAUAGCAUGACCACCGGCAACGGUCUCGGCCUCAACAUCACUCAGCGGAUAGUGCUAUCUCUUGGAGGCGAGGUUCAGGUCGAGUCCCAACGGGGAGUUGGUACUGAAGUCAAGGUCUCUGUCAAUCUUGAUCAUGUCUCUGGGCUACGCCCCCAGGGUGGAGCAGAUAACUCCACAGGUUCAUAUUCCAAGGUUUCCAGAGACUGUGUUCGCGAGAAAAGCGUCGGUCUGUUAGGUCUAGGGUCUUUGGAAUCAGACCGUUUGCUGUGCUCAUCUUUACAAACACUGUGCCGGGAGUGGUUACAAAUGAAGGUCCACUUGGUCCUGCCAUCCCAGCCACAAUUCGCUCUUUGCGACUUUUAUAUUUCGCCUUUUGAAUCUUUGCGAAAUGACAAUCUGAACAUCAAGUCAAUUGUUUCAUCGUCGACCCAGCGAUUCGCGGCACCGGUGAUCGUCCUGUGUCCGUCUCCCAGGAUCGCGCAUACCCUGUUCGUCAAAUCUCGGAACCAGCGAGAUGCCGGUGUCGUCGAAUUCAUCAGUCAGCCAUGCGGGCCCCGCAAGUUAGCAAAGACAUUUGAAAUUUGCUCUCGCCGUCAACAGCAGCAGCUUGAUUUGGCCAACGCCGAAGGCGAAACAAUGAAAGAACCAGCCAUCACCUCGAUCUUUCUGGACACAAGACAAGCAGAGGACAAUAUCUCCAUCGAGGUGAUGGAUUUCGUCUCUUCUGAACAGUCUGAAAUGAUAGAGAAUUCAGCAUCAACAGACACCACUGACUCUGAGAGUCAAUUGGACCAGUUGCAGGUCCAGGACGCGUUCGAUCCUUCCCAUGUCCGGCCGACCGCCGAUCCCGCCGACAGGGAUCUUACCCUCUUCAACCCGGACAAAGACAACCAUUCAUCCCAAGCCAAACUGACCUUGGCAAAGACGGUUCUCAUAGUGGAUGACAAUGACAUCAACGUCAGGGUCCUGGUCGAGUGCAUGAAGAAGUUGGGAUGUCAAUACGAAACUGCAUCGAAUGGACAAGAAGCUGUUGAUUUCUUCAAAGCAAAUUCAUCUUCUAUUGGCGUUAUCUUCAUGGAUAUAUCUAUGCCAGUCAUGGACGGUCUUGAAGCAACUAGGCAAAUCCGCGAGUUUGAGAAGAAAUUUGAUGUUAAGACCCCUGCCAGGAUCAUCGCCCUGACUGGCAUAGCGCAGGGCUACUUACAACGUGACACAGUUGGGUCCGGUAUGGAUAUGUUUAUGACGAAGCCUGCACGACUGAAAAGCUUGAUCCCCUUAAUAGAGGGCAGCGGCGUUCUGGCCUCGGAUUUGGCUCAAGAGUCCGAUCGAAAGCCGAUUAAACAGCCAUAUUCCAACUCUCCCUGA
Messenger RNA from Penicillium canariense, 3825 nucleotides. Its product is annotated as GAF domain-containing hybrid sensor histidine kinase/response regulator. The transcript has 3 exons. The record is from RefSeq and is a predicted model, not a curated record. Bases 1 to 3825 code for a protein of 1274 amino acids. Lineage: Eukaryota; Fungi; Ascomycota; Eurotiomycetes; Eurotiales; Aspergillaceae. Gene Ontology annotation, molecular function: phosphorelay sensor kinase activity. Gene Ontology annotation, biological process: phosphorelay signal transduction system; phosphorylation.